This is a messenger RNA of Dunckerocampus dactyliophorus (ringed pipefish), 4903 nucleotides long. RefSeq names its product girdin-like. The transcript has 4 exons. Bases 641 to 4903 code for a protein of 1420 amino acids. The record is from RefSeq and is a predicted model, not a curated record. NCBI's taxonomy places the organism in Eukaryota, Metazoa, Chordata, Actinopteri, Syngnathiformes, Syngnathidae.
CCGUGGAGACCUGAGAUAAGGUCUGGGCAUCAUCUCCAAAACAGGUUUCAACGUUAUCAGUUGAGAGCAGACGCACAGAAGAAGAUAUGUCAUCUCCCCAACGUCACACGGCAUCCAACCAUACAAACACAUUACGUGUCACAUCUCUUCACGACACCGCUGGGGUUACAUGGAGUGGGGAGACGUUUUCAACAAAGUUGUUUCAGCUUAAUUUCCUCAUUUCAACUCAUCGUAUGUUUUUCUGCAGAACUGACGACAAAGUGAAUUUGAGGUAGGCGGUUCAAGUAAGUAUGCCAUCGAUACAUUCCACGUACUUGUGUUCAUAUUGUGGGCUCUGAUCUCAUUGAAAACAACAGCUGCCAAACUGUAAUAUGAAAAACUAAUCAAAAGGUAAUUAUUACACACUGUAUUACAUUUUUGCCAUUUUCCUCUGUUACUAGUUUGUUUUAGCUAUUGCUGCAAGAGAUUAUAAGAUGACAUUUACUAAUAUCAUUUUUAAUUUGUAAUGCAAGUGUCCUCACAGGCUAGACAGGUGAAAGACUCCUGAAGCGUUUGACAUGGACUCUGCUCUUUGAUGUGGUGGAGGGGAGGACAAUGAAAGCCUGCUUCUACUGCGGAAACACAAGAGGACGCAAAGUUAAUGGCCCGUUUAGGAGAAAUGCGACUGAACAGCAAGAUGGCCCAGAAGAAUAGAAUAAUGGAGAAGACCGAGCAAAGAGAAGAAAAACAAAAAAAUGCUGAAACGAAAACCAAAACAGAGAUUCUUAAAAGAGAUACGCCGACAAUUUGUCAUGAAAUGAAGGAUACUGAACGUCUUCGGAAAACAACACAAGGCGGUAAACAUGAAAUUGAAUUCCUUCGGACAAAAAUAUGGAAGCAAUAUUGGGAUAUUGAAAGACUAAAAGCUGAAAAAGAUGACCAGAAACUAUGGAUAAGAACUUUGACAUUGCAAAUGCAAUACUUUGCUGAGAAAGUGGGGGUUAGUGUCAAGACAGCCAUACAAGAAAAAAUGCUCCUUCAGAAAACGUUGGCCGAAAUUAACAAAAAGACACAAAUACUGGAGAAACAAUAUAAUGGAAUUAAAACCAAGCAACACAAGUUAGAAUCAAUUGUCACACAUUUUAGGCAAAGAUCACAGAAACAUACUAAAAAACAAACAACUACAUUCCCGGGAAUUAAACAAAGUGCGAUUCUUGACACAGCUGAGUUUUUGCAAUCCUGCGUGUUGAAAAACAGGGGACAAAAAUUGAAGAAAAUAAUGCAACAUGUCGUAAAUAAGGGAAAGCCAAUAGAAGAGGAAAGCUUGAUGAUGCACCCCAAUAAGAAAGUGACUGCUAAAAUGUACAGACUGCUUCUUAAAGUAAAAGCUAUAAAGUGGACACACAUGAAGAGGGCACGGAAUGCAAAGGACUUCGCAGAAGAACAAAGAAAAUUCAAAAGGAUGAAAUAUCGAGCACAAAAAAAAUGCCAAGACCUUGACCAACGGCGAGAAAGAAUUAUGAAAGAGAGGGACGAACUAGAAAUCCUCAGGCUAAAGAUACAUCAACAACGAGAUCAGCUUGAAGACAAGGGUUUGACGGAAACAAUCCAAACAAUGGCGAAGGUGAAUGCCACACACCGCUGUAAAGCAGAGCACCACCUGCACGAAGACGUACAGCUUAAUAAGAUGACAAGAUGGACGUCCGAUGAGAUGAUGACUCAGAACAUCUCUGGGAAAUGUAUAGACUCUUCAAUCAAAAAUCCCUUUUCUGCAAUUACUUGUGAACUCAAAGAAGGCCUGAAUGAAACAAACAUGGACUCAUUCAACAAUAUAACACUGGAACAGGAUAGCGCGCCACUAAAUUGGACAGAAAUGGAUGAAGAAAUAGAUGUUGAUGGGGAUUUGAUAAGAGAACGCCGUCACAUUAAAAAUGAGAUCCGUAAACUCACGGAGGAAGGAAAAAAAGUGAGACAGACAAUAAAGAAUUCGAUGUGGGAGAUGGAGAAAACUAAUUGUGACAUCAACAAACUCAUAAUGGAAAUAAAUCACCUGCAAAGCCAAAGACAAAAGACGGAAAGUAAUUUACAAAUUAUAUUAAAUGCAGCUGAAACGCCAAGGGACAGAAAGAAUGACGCGCAGAAACAAGAUCACAAUGAAAAUAAAGACGAACAUAUUCCAGAAUUCCAAAUUAAGAUGACAACUCAAGACCUUAAGUCUCAGUCAUAUUUCCUUCAGAAAAGAGAUGAAAGUAAACAACUGAGAGAAUCAUUCAGUGACAAAGAAGAACAGGUGCGAAAAGACACUCAAUCAGUAGUGGCUGCGCAAAACGUGGACAUAUCAAAUAAUUCAAAGGAGGAUAUUCAGAGACAGAAAAAUAAGCUUGAUGACAAAAAGCCAGUGAUCGAACAAGAUCUACAUAAAAUUGAGUUAGAACCUGACAUCAAGAAAAAGCUAAGUGAACAAGCAUCAAGGAAAAGUCUGAGGCAAAAAGAAACCGAAAAAUUGUGGAAUCAAGUAAAAACGGAAAGAAGAUUUAUUGAUAUGGCAGCCAAAAAGAAAAAGAGGGAGUUAGACAAAAGGCUGGAGAAAAUACGAAGAGAGAGAGAUGAGUUAGAACUUCUAAACUCCAAACUGCAAGAACAGCAAAAUGAGCAGAGUCAUCAUGCUAGCAAUGACCAGACUUGCAGACACAGCAACCGGAGGAUGCAACACUUGGAAAGGAUGAAGGUAGAAAAUAUCUUGGUCAAAACAAAUGAAGAACACAUUAGUUCGAAGGUCAACGGACAUUUCACUGGUCUUCAUGAGCUCAGGAAAGUGAUCCACACACAGCUGGAAAGAGGUAGGAAGGAAAUGGAAAUUCUGGAAAAUGCAAAGGAUCAUCUUUGGAAACAAAAGCUGUCUCUCGUUACUUUAAACGCCAAGAACAAGACAAACAAUGAAGGUCUGCAGAAAAGGUUGCUUGCAUUGAAGCACAGGCUGGCAGACCACAGACAAGUGAAGAACCAAAUAUCAAUUACCAACAAACUAAUAUGGAAUGUAAAGAUCCGAAUGGACAAUUUGCUGUCAAACAUAGUGAAAGAAAAAGAAGACAUAGGGAAUCAAAAGGUGAAGCUCUUGGUGGAAAAACCAAACCUGAACAAAUUGAAGAACAAGUUUAAACAAGAGAAAGAAUACCUGAUCCAAUCCAAUGAGAUCAUGAGCAAGGAGAAAUUGGAGCCUGACAUGAAAAAAGAAAAGAUCACACUGGAAGAGAAUCAACACCAGAUUACAGACAGAUACAGUGACCUUGAAAUCACAGGAAAUGAGUUUAGAAAGAAAAAAAAAGAAAUCGACACAUUAGUUGAGGAGAUGAAGAAAGAGAGGAACACUAUUCAUAAUCUAAAUGCUGGGUUUCAAAUUAAAAUAGCUGACUUGAAUUAUGACCGAUGCCUUUUAAAGCAACAAAAGGAAGACUUGGAUGUUAUCAGAGAAGAACAUGACAAAAAGAGAAAAGAGUUUGAAUCUGCCACGAAGAAAAUGAGUACGGAAAUGCAAAAGAUACUUCUCGAAAGAAGACUUCAUGCAAAAGACAGGGAGAAGAUGGAAUCCGAGCAGAAGGUGUGGGAAGAUGACUUUCGGACGAACAUACAAUCUAUACAAAGAAUCACAGAAAAUUUGAAGGCACAGAAAAAGAAGAAACUUGAAAACAUUUCCAAAAAAAUGGUCACUUUAGAAACCAACAAUGAAGGUGUGCAGAAAAUGUUGCUUGAACUGAAGCACAUGCUGGCAGACCAUACUCAAGUGAGGAACCAAAUAUCAAUCAACAACAAACUAAUAAGGAAUGGAAAGACCCAGGUGGACAACUUGCUUUCAAAAUUUGUGAAAGAAAAAGAAGACAUCGAGAAUCAAAAGGUAAAACUCUCAGUGGAAAAACAAGACCUGGACAAACUGAAGAAUGAGAUUAAACAUGAGAAAGAAUACCUGAUCCAAGCCAAUGAGAUCAUGACCAAAGAGAAACUGGAGAUGGACUUGAUGAAGUCUGACAUGAAAAAAGAAAUGAUCACACUGGAAGACAAUACACGCAAGAUUAAAGACAGAUACAUUGACCUGGAAAUCACAGCAAAUAUGUUGAGGAAGACUAAAGUAGAAAUGGACACAUUAGUUGAGGACAUGAAGAAAACAAAAGAUGAAGUCAAUUUUGACAGAUGCCUUUCGAAGCAACAAAAUGACAACUUUGAGGUCAUCAGACAAGAACAUGACAAGAAGAGAAAGGAGUUAGAAUCCGCUAUGAAAACAAUGACUACAGUAAUGGAAAAACUUCUUACAAUGAAGGCUAAUUUUGAUAUUGAAAGAAGACUGCAUGCCAGAGAAAGAGAGAAGAUUGAACAUUUGCAAUUUGAGCAGAAGGUACGGGAAGAUCACAUAAAUACUAAAAUACUAGCUUUACAAGGAAUUACAGAUCAUUUGAAGGCACAAAAUAAGAAGAAACUUCAAGACAUUAACACAAAAGUGGUUCAUUUAGAAACCAACAAUGAAGGUGUGCAGAAAAUGUUGCUUGAACUGAAGACUAUGCUGGCAGACCAUACUCAAGUGAGGAACCAAAUAUCGAUCAAAAACAAAUUAUGGAAUGCAAAGAUCCAGCUGGACAAUUUGCUGUCAAACAUAGUGAAAGAAAAGGAAGACAUCGAGAAUCAAAACGCAAAAAUCUUGGUGGAAAAACAAGACCUGGACAAACUGAAGAAUGAAAUUAAACAAGAGAAAGAAUACCUUACCCAAGCCAAUGAGAUCAUGACCAAAGAGAAACUGGAGAUGGACUUGAUGAAGUCUGACAUGAAAAAAGAAAUGAUCACACUGGAAGACAAUACACGCAAGAUUAAAGACAGAUACAUUGACCUGGAAAUCACAGCAAAUAUGUUGAGGAAGACUAAAACCAUACUCAAGUGA